Molecule: messenger RNA, 1859 nt
Organism: Dendroctonus ponderosae (mountain pine beetle)
Lineage: Eukaryota; Metazoa; Arthropoda; Insecta; Coleoptera; Curculionidae
Product: juvenile hormone esterase
Exons: 8
Coding region: 197-1774 (525 amino acids)
Source: RefSeq, a predicted model, not a curated record
AUGCGGCAACAUUCCAYCUUUCAGUAGAUCUGCAACUGCCGCUUCAAUAUUACUUGAGAGCAUUCAUUAUCUUCGUGCAAUCAACCCUCUCUCAUUUAUUUAUAUCCGAAAUUGAUAAGAUUAAUGUUGGACAUUCAUAAUAGUUUGAGCGCGAUUGUGAAUUUGUCUGUUUGACGCCGCUGGCUAAUCAAUAACCAUGAGUGAAGCACCAAUCGCAAUAACUCCCGAUGGGAAACUGCGAGGCGCAACCGACGAGAAUAUAGAUGGACAAACUUUCCUCAAGUUUGUGGGAAUCCGAUAUGGAAAACCGCCUGUGGGAAGUUUGCGAUUUCAGCCGCCCCAGCCAGUGGAUCAUUGGGAAGGCGUCAAGGAAGCCACGAAUAUUGGCAAGAGCUCCAUAUCCAGAGAGGAAAUGACGUCUAAAAUCGAAGGGGACGAAGAUUGCUUAUAUUUGAACGUCUAUACACAACAGCUUCCAGGGAACUCAUCCAAGCUUCGCCCAGUGAUGUUUUACAUUCACGGAGGCGGCUUCGUAUUUGGUUCGAGUAGACCGGGAAUUCAUGGCCCGAAGUUCCUAAUGACCAAAGAUGUGGUCCUGGUGACCAUCAAUUACCGUCUGGGAAUAUUGGGUUUCCUCAGCAUCGACGGCACCGACGUGACUGGAAACAUGGGACUGAAAGACCAAAAUCUCGCGCUCAAAUGGGUGCAACGCAACAUUUCCAGCUUCAAUGGGGACCCCAACAAUGUGACGAUAUUUGGGGAAAGUGCUGGAUCGGCGGCAGUUCACGCCCAUGUGCUUUCGCCCGCCUCCAAAGGCCUCUUCCAUAAGGCCAUUUUACAGAGCGGAACCGCCUUGAACUACUGGUUCUGGGGUUCGAAGAACAACGCCCGGUAUAUUGUGGAACUGUUAGGGAAAAAGGCCGGCACUGAGGAAGAAGCUUUGGAGAUUCUAAAGCAAACUCCCGCUUUGGAGAUUUUCAAUGCGCAAGAAAAGCUGAGGGAUUUAACGCACAGCAGCGAGAUGCGGCCCAUAAGUCCAGUGCUGGAAGCUCCUGGGAAAACCGCCUUUCUAACCGAAGAUCCCAGGGAUAUCAUUAAAAAUGGUACCUACAAUCAGGUGCCGAUCGUGUUGGGCUACACCGACAAGGAAGGAUACCUUUUGGACUUUAUGCGUGCGUUGGUGAAAGAGGAACCCAAACCGCUUGAAUUGGAGAAAGAGCUUCCGUUCGAGCUGAACCUAAAACCCGAUAGUGACGAACUGAAAAAAGUGGUCGCACUUAUCGGGAAAUUUUAUUCUGAGAACCAAUACGAUGAUUAUGACAUCAUUACAGACUCCUGGUUUUUGGCUGGCAUUGUCGAAGCCGCAGAAAAACACCUGGAGACCUCAAAACAUCCCGUUUACUUGUACAGAAUGUCCAUCUGUUCAAACCUGAACUACUUCAAGGCAAAAACGCGUCCUCUGGACAGUGCUGGUGCCAGCCAUGCAGACGACUUGGGAUACUUGUGGCAUAUGGAGGUGACUCCGGAGUUCGAACGUGGCAGCGUGGAAGAUCGCUACAUGCGAAUUUUCGUCGAUCUGUGGACCAACUUUGCCCAGUUCGGAAACCCCACAGUGGACGAUUCGUUGGGCGUUUCUUGGAGCCCAAUUGAGCGCAAAAAGGAGCUUCGCCUUCUGGAUAUUGGCCAACCGCUUGCGGUUAAACACAUUCCGGAGAUCGACCGAAUCAACUUGUGGAGGCAAAUAUACAAGUCGAAUUUUCCCAAAUUUUCUUAAGACACUUUUUCAUAGACUUUCACAGUGGAUGUGGUUUGGGCGGUUUAAAAUGGAUUUUUUCUUAAUAAACUAACAAUGCAAGCGA